Onychostoma macrolepis is the source of this 610-nucleotide messenger RNA. RefSeq names its product small EDRK-rich factor 2a (gene serf2a). The record is from RefSeq and is a predicted model, not a curated record. The transcript has 3 exons. The coding region runs from base 119 to 301 and encodes 60 amino acids. NCBI's taxonomy places the organism in Eukaryota, Metazoa, Chordata, Actinopteri, Cypriniformes, Cyprinidae.
AUGAGUUCCUCUAGAGUAAGUUUGACGCCAGACAGUAAAGGCAUCGGUUUGUUGGUUGGGAAAAAGAUAGCGGCCCUUUGGGUGAGCUAAUCUGAAAAUCGGACAAAACUGAUCAAAAAUGACCAGGGGAAAUCAGCGUGAACUUGCUCGCCAGAAAAAUGCCAAGAAGCAAAAUGAUAUGCAUAAGGGCAAGAAAAAUGACGAUGGUUUAUCUGCUGCUGCCAGAAAGCAGAGAGAUGCAGAAAUAAUGCAACGGAAGCAAAAGCAAGCCAACGAAAAAAUGGACUAUAAAGCCAAAUAGAAGACAUCAAUAAACCCUUUGGACGAUCCUAAGCUAUUAUUGUUGGUGUCAGACUAUAUAGGUUUUUUGUGUGUGUGUGCUAGAUUCAGCAGUACCAUUGCUUGUACUUUGAUUUAAAACCUUUUUGUAUUGUUCUAAUUUAGUUUGAUUGGGCAUUUACUUCACUGUGUACAGGUCUUCCUUUUCUUGAUCAGUAUUUACCAUGUAAAAACCAAGAAUAACAGACCCACAAAACCCAUCUUGCAAUAACGUACUCUUGUAUCUCAUUUGCUUUCCUUUACUCAAAACUGUGGAAUAAAGUGUAGCUCA